Messenger RNA from Triticum turgidum subsp. durum (durum wheat), 726 nucleotides. The record is from the annotation of a GenBank genome assembly. NCBI's taxonomy places the organism in Eukaryota, Viridiplantae, Streptophyta, Magnoliopsida, Poales, Poaceae.
AUGAACGUCGAGGAGCCGCCGUUGCCGCACUACCUGAAGACGGUGCAGGGGGAUCUGAUGAGCCCGUCGAUGCGCGCCAACCUUGUUAUCUGGAUGGACGAGUUUACUCAGUCCUACGGCCUGGCCCCCGGCACGCUUCACCGUGCCGUCUCCUACGUCGACCGCGUCCUGUCGGAAAAAACCUUGCCUACGGCUCACAUGGAGUAUGAGCUCCGUCUCCUGGGAGCCACGGCCGCCUUCACCGCCGCCAAAUAUGAGGAACGGGACACCAUAUUCAAGGUGAACGCCGCGCAAAUUGCCGGCGACUGUGGGUUCGCCAACGGCAGGGAGGUGAUCGACAUGGAGUGCAAGAUGUUGGCGGCGCUCAGGUACGAGCUCAGCGCACCAACGGCCUACACCUUUGUGGACCACUUCACCAGGUACAGUAAUGGAGAGAGCGACCUGGAGGUUCAGAAGUUGGCGCAUCAGCUCGCCGAACAAUCGCUGGUGGACUACAGAUGUCUGCGGCUCAUGCCAUCGGCCGUGGCGGCGUCGGCGGUCUUUCUCGCCAGGCUGAUCUUGAACCCAAUGGCGAGCCAGGUUCGAAAGUGGAACAGGGAAUUCACGGAGCUGACAGGGUACAAGCCCACGGACCUCAUCCUUGGCAUUGAGUCGCUGUACAUGAUGAAUCCCGAUCCUCGCUUUGCGGUCUUGUCAGCUUUUUUGCAAGACGAACAAGAAUUGUAA